UUCAGGACCAAGAGCAGAAUUCCUCGAUUGUUUCAAACGGAAGAAAACUAAAACUGCUCGUAAUUACCAUUUCUGCCCUUCCCCCUCCCUCCCCAACUCGCCGUAGUUCGUAGCGACGCAGGAAGCCGCCGCGCCGUCAUCGCCGAGGCCCGAGGGCGAAGCCGCCACGAGGUCAAAGCAAUCACGAAGCAAACUGCGCGAAUCGCACAGGAGAGAAGGGAAACGGGCGGUAGAAGGCGAGAAGUUGUAGGCUGUUGCAACCAGCUAGCACAGGGUAGGUGACGAAGCGGGGAGGAGGCUUAGCGGAGCCAGUCCAAUUGGCCGGCGUGACGGCUGCCGAUCUCUCCGGCGGCGGGAUCCUCUACGGGAGCUGAGGGAUUCGUCGCCCCCUCCGAUCCGAGUCUGAUCUGCCCAUGGGUACUCCAGCUAACAUCAUUGUUGGUUCUCAUGUUUGGGUGGAGGACUCAACUCUAGCUUGGAUAGAUGGCGAGGUUGUCAGCAUAAAAAACAAUGAAGUUCACGUGCAGACAUCAAAUGGGAAAAAGGUUACUACAGACAGAUCAAAAGUUUUUCCCAAGGAUAUGGAAGCUCCGCCAGGAGGAGUGGAUGAUAUGACAAGAUUAUCAUACUUACAUGAGCCUGGUGUUCUACAGAAUCUUGCUACACGUUAUGAACUGAAUGAAAUAUAUACUUACACUGGUAGCAUAUUGAUUGCGGUAAACCCAUUUCAAAGAUUGCCACAUCUUUACGAUACCCACAUGAUGGAACAAUACAAGGGUGCAGAUUUUGGAGAGUUGAGUCCUCACGUCUUCGCAAUUGCAGACGUUGCUUACAGAGAGAUGAUAAAUGAAGGGAAAAACAACUCUAUAUUGGUAAGUGGUGAAAGUGGUGCUGGCAAGACUGAAACAACAAAGAUGCUUAUGCGAUAUCUAGCACACUUAGGAGGACGAUCUGGAGUAGAGGGGAGAACAGUAGAGCAACAAGUUCUAGAGUCAAACCCAGUUCUUGAAGCUUUUGGUAACGCAAAAACUGUGCGAAAUAAUAACUCGAGUCGCUUUGGCAAGUUCGUUGAGAUCCAAUUCGACAAGACUGGAAGGAUCUCGGGAGCUGCUAUCAGAACUUACUUGCUGGAAAGAUCCCGUGUAUGCCAAAUAAAUACUCCAGAAAGAAAUUAUCAUUGCUUUUAUUUUCUUUGUGCUGCACCACCCGAGGAUACUCAGAGGUAUAAGUUGGCUGAUGCUAGAUCUUUUCAUUACCUCAAUCAGUCAAGUUGUAUUGAGGUUGAAGGAAUUAAUGAUGCUGAAGAGUAUUUAGCAACAAGAAGGGCCAUGGAUAUAGUAGGAAUCAAUGAGGAAGAACAGGAAGCUAUAUUCAGGGUUGUAGCAGCUGUACUUCAUAUUGGAAACAUAAAUUUUGCCAAGGGAACAGAAGUAGAUUCAUCUGUGAUUAAGGAUGAUAAUUCCAGGUUUCACCUUAACACUGCAGCAGAGCUAUUAGAGUGUGAUUGCAAUAAUCUGGAAAAGGCACUGAUAACACGAGUAAUAGUUACCCCUGAAGAAAUUAUUACUAGAACACUUGAUCCUGAUUCCGCACUUGCUAGCAGAGAUGCAUUAGCGAAAACAGUAUAUUCCCGAUUGUUUGAUUGGAUUGUGGAAAAAAUUAAUGUUUCCAUUGGACAGGACCCAAACUCUAAGCAAUUGAUUGGUGUUCUUGAUAUUUAUGGGUUUGAGAGUUUCAAAGUUAACAGUUUUGAACAGUUAUGCAUCAACUAUACAAAUGAAAAGCUUCAGCAACAUUUCAACCAGCAUGUGUUCAAAAUGGAGCAAGAGGAAUAUACCAGAGAGGAGAUAAACUGGAGUUACAUUGAGUUUGUUGACAAUCAAGAUGUGCUAGACUUGAUUGAGAAGAAAGGUGGGUUGAUUGCACUUCUGGACGAAGCAUGUAUGUUUCCCAGAUCAACGCAUGAGACAUUUGCGCAGAAGCUGUAUACAACUUUCAAGAAUAACAAGCGAUUUGUCAAACCAAAGCUUUCUCGUACAGACUUUACAGUUGUCCAUUAUGCUGGCGAUGUGACAUACCAGGCUGAUCAUUUCUUAGACAAGAACAAAGAUUAUGUAGUGGCUGAACAUCAGGAUCUGCUGAAUGCUUCUUCAUGUCCUUUCGUAGCUGCUUUAUUCCCUUCACUCCCUGAAGAAUCUUCAAAGUCUUCAAAAUUUUCCUCUAUUGGGUCACGUUUUAAGCUGCAGCUUCAAUCUCUGAUGGAGACCUUGAGCUCUACAGAACCCCAUUAUAUUAGAUGUGUGAAGCCAAAUAAUCUCCUCAAGCCAGCCAUUUUUGAGAACACAAAUGUGAUACAACAACUACGAUGUGGAGGUGUUCUUGAAGCUAUCAGGAUAAGCUGUGCUGGGUACCCCACAAGAAAAACGUUUUAUGAAUUUGUUAAUCGCUUUGGUGUUCUUGGUCCUGAACUUCUAGAAGGAAGCAACGAUGAUAAGAUUGCAUGCCAGAAGAUUCUGGAAAAAAUGAAGCUGGAAAACUACCAGAUAGGAAAAACGAAGGUGUUUCUGAGAGCUGGACAGAUGGCUGAUUUGGAUGCACGAAGAGCAGAAGUGUUAGGAAAAGCAGCAAGAAUUAUACAGAGACUAAUGCGUACAUAUAUUGCACGGAAACAGUUUGUUUUGGUUAGAAGAUCAGCAACACAUAUACAGUCUUUUGUUAGAGGGACCUUGGUUCGUAAUAUGUACGAGUGCAUGAGGCGAGAGUCAGCAGCAAUGAAAAUACAAAAGAAUGUGCGUCGUCACAAAGCACGUGAAUCUUAUUUGCUACUGCAAGCAGCUGCAGUCACGCUGCAGACAGGCUUAAGGGCAAUGUCUGCUCGCAAAGAAUUCAGAUUCAGAAAGGAAACCAAAGCAGCUAUCCAUAUCCAGGCUAGAUGGCGAUGCCAUAGUGACUAUUCACAUUACAAGAAUCUGCAAGGAGCAGCUCUUACUUACCAGUGUGCCUGGAGACAAAGGCUUGCAAGAAGAGAGCUCAGGAAUCUCAAGAUGGCUGCGAGAGAAACAGGGGCCCUCAAAGAGGCCAAAGAUAAACUUGAGAAGCGUGUUGAGGAGUUAACAUGGCGCUUAGGACUGGAGAAGCGACUAAGGACUGACCUUGAGGAAGCAAAAUCCCAGGAGAUUGCUAAGCUGCAAGAAACAUUGAAUGAUACACAGCUGCAAGUUGAAGAAGCAAAGGCCAUGGUUCUUAAGGAAAGAGAAGCAGCUAGAAAGGCAAUUGAAGAAGCACCUCCAGUAAUCAAAGAGACUCCUGUAUUGGUUGAAGAUACUGAAAAGAUUAAUUCUCUCACAACUGAAGUUGAACAACUUAAGGCUUUGCUGCAAGCUCAAAGGCAAGCCACAGAGACUGCAAAGAAAGAACAUGCUGAAGCUGAACGGAGAAAUGAAGAACUGAUGAAGAAAUUUGAAGGCGCAGAGAAAAAGAUUGAGCAACUUCAGGACACUGCCCAGAGGCUGGAAGAGAAAGCAACUAACAUGGAGUCUGAGAACAAAGUGCUCCGUCAACAGGCUGUUGCAAUUUCUCCUACUGCAAAAUCAUUAGCUGCAUAUCCUAAAUCUCCUUUCCAACUGAGAACUCCGGAGAACGUGAAUGCUCCAAAUGGGGAGGUGAAAUCAUCGCCAGAUGUAACCCCCAUCUCACUGAAUUCCAAAGAGCUUGAGGCUGAGGAGAAACCUCAAAAAUCACUUAACGAGAAGCAGCAGGAAAACCAAGACUUGCUAAUCAAGUGUGUAUCACAAGAUCUGGGAUUCUCCAGUGGUAGGGCUAUUGCAGCUUGUGUUAUAUACAGAUGCCUUCUACAUUGGCGAUCAUUUGAAGUUGAAAGAACUGGUGUUUUCGACCGUAUUAUUCAAACAAUCGGUACUGCUAUAGAGGCCCAGGACAAUAACGACAAGUUAGCAUAUUGGCUCUCUAAUUCAUCCACAUUACUCCUACUACUACAACGAACACUGAAAACAACUGGAGCAGCUGGACUCACUCCUCAGAGGCGAAGGUCAUCUGCUGCAUCAUUUGGGAGGGUUUUCUCGGGAAUUCGAGCUUCACCACAAAGUGCCCCGCGUGCUUUUCUUGGUAGCCGCUUGAUUGGAGGACUAGGUGAUCUUCGUCAAGUUGAAGCUAAGUAUCCUGCUCUGCUUUUCAAGCAGCAGCUAACAGCCUUCCUUGAGAAAAUCUACGGAAUGAUUAGAGACAAUCUGAAGAAAGAGAUAUCUCCAUUGCUUGGUCUUUGCAUCCAGGCACCAAGAACAUCUCGCGCAAGUCUAAUAAAAGGAUCUCGUUCACAAGCAAAUGCCUUGGCACAACAAACUUUAAUCGCCCAUUGGCAGAGUAUUGUGAAAAUAUUAACAAACUACCUGAAUGUUUUGAAAGCCAACUAUGUCCCUUCAUUCUUAAUCAGCAAGGUGUUCACUCAAAUCUUUUCAUUUAUUAACGUUCAGUUGUUCAAUAGUCUGCUCCUCCGACGAGAGUGCUGUUCAUUUAGCAAUGGGGAGUAUGUCAAAGCUGGAUUGGCCGAGUUGGAGCAAUGGUGCAUUUACGCGACUGAAGAGUAUGCAGGUUCUUCCUGGGAAGAAUUGAAGCAUAUUAGGCAGGCUGUUGGAUUCCUUGUAAUUCAUCAAAAGCCAAAGAAAACGUUGAAAGAAAUCACCAACGAUUUGUGUCCUGUCCUUAGCAUACAACAGCUUUAUCGAAUUAGUACAAUGUAUUGGGAUGACAAAUAUGGCACCCACACAGUUUCCUCAGAGGUCAUCUCAAGUAUGAGAAUAAUGAUGACAGAAGACUCAAACAAUGCAGUGAGCAGUUCUUUCCUGUUGGAUGAUGAUUCAAGCAUUCCAUUUUCGGUGGAUGACAUCUCAAAGUCAAUGACAGAAAUUGAGAUAACGGACGUUGAUAUGCCACCUUUGAUCCGGGAGAAUUCUGGCUUUACCUUCCUACACCAAAGAAAGGACUCUCACACGCUGGUAACUGGUAACCAAGCUAAGCUUUGCUUAAUCCCCUGUUUAGUGAUUUCCUACCUACCCGUGGAAUUCUUCUUCGUCAACCUUGCAUUGAUCCCCGAGAUCUCACACGCAAGUAUAGUACGGAGUAUCAAUUAUCUGCCUGCAAAGAAGAAGAUCAUGGACGGAGAUCGGAGGAGGAAGUUCGCCGCGAUCACCGGGCCCGCGGCGCGCGCGCAGGACAGCCCGUCACGGCGCCUGAUCGCCUGGCUGCAACUCCUCUUCAAGGCGUUCGUCCAGAGGUACAGCUGGUUGGCGAGGUGGGACGCGGCGGGGCGCCCCGCGUUCCUGCUCCUCCUGGCCUUCCUGGCCCAGCGGAACCUGCGCCGCUCCUACCUGUCAUGGAGCAAGGCGCGGCUGCAGCUGCGGGCCGCCGCCGCCGUCACCCUACAGGCGGCGUUCCGGGCCAUGGCGGCUCGCCGCGAGCUCGAGCUCCGGAGGCGGGCCAGAGCAGCUGUGUGCAUCCAGGCGCGAUGGCGCGCGCACAGGGCGCUGUGGAGCUAUCUGGCGAUGAAGAGGGCCUCCCUGACCUGCCAAUGCGCUUGGAGGCAGAGCAUGGCCAGGAGGCAGCUCGGCAAGCUCAGACUGGCCAAUCUUGAGAGGGAGAGGUUUAAUGAGCUCUGCAGGCUGCAUGAGAUGGUGGAUGUGCUGCAGCAGGCGGUGGAGGACGCGGAGGUGAGGGUGAUCGCCGAGCGUGAGGCGGCGUUGAAGGCGAUCGCAGAAGCGCCUCCGGUGAUCAAGGAGAAAGUGGUGUUGGUGGAGGACACCGAGAAGGUUAACUCAUCCAAGGCCGAAGUUGAACGCCUGAAGGGUUUGCUGGGGGCAGAAAUGCAGGCGACGUUUGAUGCGAAGAAAGCUCUGUCUAAGGCUGAAUUGAGGAACGAAAAACUGGCUAGGUUGCUUGGAGUUCAGGAGAUUAAGAACAAAACGCUGCAGGACUCCCUGAAAAGGAUGGAGGAGAAAGCUUCUGACCUCGAUGCAGAAAACAAGAUGCUUCGACAGGCUGUGGCGUCAAUCCCUGCUAUCAAGUCACCAUCUAGUGAAAUCCAAAAAGAACCUGAUCUUCAGGCAUCCCCAGAGAAUGGGAAAAUCGCAAAUGGUGCGGUGAAGCCCAUGAUAGUGGACAGGGAAGAGGAUUUUCAUCAUGAUAACGCUGACGAACCACCUAGCUCAAAUGAUGCUGAUGCCGAGAAGCAGCAGCAGGAGCUGUUGAUCAAGUGUAUAUCUGAAGAUCUUGGAUUCUCAACUGGAAGGCCUGUCGCUGCGUACCUCAUCUACCGUUGCCUGGUCCACUGGAGAUCAUUUGAAGAGGACAGGACCACAGUUUUUGACCGCCUUAUUCAGAAGAUAAGUGCUGCAAUUGAGGCACGAGACAGCGAUGAAACAUUGGCAUAUUGGUUAUCCAAUUCAUGCACACUGCUACUGCUGCUCCAAAGGACACUGAAAAACAAUGGGGCAGCUGCUUUGGCUCGCCAGAGGAGACGAUCAUCGGCUCUCAAGUCUCCCCGGUGCCAAGUUGAAACAUUCCAGGAAAACCAAGCUCCUGGUCAUCCUGAGCGUUCAGUUCCUGAUGGACGGUUGGUCGGUGGACUAGCUGACAUUUGCCAGGUUGAAGCCAAGUAUCCAGCUCUUGCUUUCAAGCAGCAGCUCAUGGCAUUGCUAGAGAAGGUCUAUGGUGUGAUCAGGCACAACCUGAAGAAGGAACUGUCGCCUCUGCUUGGCAUGUGUAUUCAGGCACCAAGAACAUUUGUUGUCAGCCCCAGAGGGUCAGGAUCUCAAGGAGCAGACAUGGCACAACAAGCCUCCAUGGCACAUUGGCAGAGCAUCAUCAAAAUCCUGACGAAUUAUCUCAAUGUCUUGAAAUCAAAUUAUGUGCCUCCGUUCCUAAUCUGCAAGUUGUUCACCCAAGUAUUUUCAUUCAUCAAUGUGCAACUAUUUAACAGUCUCCUGCUACGGCGUGAAUGUUGUUCGUUCAGUAACGGGGAGUAUGUUAAAGCCGGGCUGGAUGAGCUAGAGCAUUGGUGCCAUUGGCUAACCGAAGAGUAUGCAGGUUCUUCCUGGGAUGAACUGAAACAUAUUCGACAGGCGGUCGCGCUUCUGAUACUCGAAGAGAAGCACAACAAAUCUCUCAAAGAGAUCACCGAUGAAUUUUGCCCUGCACUUAGCAUGCAGCAACUGUAUCGGAUCAGCACGAUGUAUUGCGACGACAAGUAUGGAACCCUCGGCAUCCCAUCGGAGGCCGUUGCGAGCAUGCGGGCCAAGAUGAUCGAGGGCUCUACCAGUCCAUCGGUGCAAGAUGACAUCAACUCUUUCCUGCUAGACGAUGAUUUCAGCAUACCGUUCUCUGUCGAUGACAUCGCGAGGCUGAUGGUGCAUGUGGACAUAGCAGAUAUGGAUCUGCCGCCACUGAUGCAGGAGAAGAGCGGCUCCCCGUUUGAACCCUGAAUGGAAGAAACAUGGCUGAUCAACACGCCUUUUCCGUCUUCUUGUGAUGUACAUAGAGAGCAUGAUGAUACAUUCACAGUUUUGAGUUAUGGGGCUUUUUUUCUUGACAGUUUUGAGUUAUGGGGCUUCAUUUGGGUACAUAUAUAGAAUGCUUGAUGGGUCCUUUUCUCCUUUUUGGCUGGUUUAAUUUUUGGAAUUUUGAGUGUUUGCUUGGUUUGCGUGUGCCGCCGACUUGUACAGAAGCGAGCUGUAUGUAACUACAUAUGUAUACAUAGCCAUGAAGGGGGAAAAAGGUCAAAGAGGCCUUUUGGGUUUGAUUUUUCACGAGAUUGAUGCUUGCAAGCCAAGCACACCCUUCUGCA
Messenger RNA from Brachypodium distachyon (stiff brome), 7855 nucleotides. RefSeq names its product myosin-17. The transcript has 57 exons. Gene Ontology annotation, cellular component: myosin complex; cytoplasm; actin cytoskeleton. NCBI's taxonomy places the organism in Eukaryota, Viridiplantae, Streptophyta, Magnoliopsida, Poales, Poaceae. Gene Ontology annotation, molecular function: microfilament motor activity; actin filament binding; ATP binding. The record is from RefSeq and is a predicted model, not a curated record. Gene Ontology annotation, biological process: actin filament organization; vesicle transport along actin filament. The coding region runs from base 414 to 7493 and encodes 2359 amino acids.